CCAGUGCCAAUCAUCACCCCAACGGGGGACAAAGAAUGGGAAACUGAGAAGAUACUAGACAGACGGCCAUGUGGUCACAGAUUCCAGUACCUUGUUCAAUGGUGCAGAUAUAGUCCAGGGGCAGACAUCUGGUUGUCCUAUCAAGAACUCAAGAACAGUGACAGUCUUGAAGAAUAUAAUGCCAUGCUCAAGUCUUCAGAGGAUGGGAGGGUGUAA
This is a messenger RNA of Suillus subaureus, 216 nucleotides long. RefSeq lists its product as uncharacterized. The annotation marks the transcript as partial. The record is from RefSeq and is a predicted model, not a curated record. NCBI's taxonomy places the organism in Eukaryota, Fungi, Basidiomycota, Agaricomycetes, Boletales, Suillaceae. The transcript has a single exon.